GGUGAAAAAUAAAACAAUAAUAUAUUGGUGAUGAAAAACAAACAAAUAAAUAAAAGAGUAAGUCCAGAUCACAUUGCAUUUUAUAUUAGUAACAAAUACUAUUUAGAAUUGGGAUUUCCUGGGCAGUAUUUGAGAUAUGUUUUAAAAAGUGUGUUCUUAUAUAUCUCAACUUCCUGUAUUUCAUCUUCUAAAUCUUAGCCUCCUGUAUUUCAUCUGCUAAAUGUGGCAGCCAGGUCUGUUAUUCUAGUGUUCAGUGACACCAUGUACACAGGCCAGCCACUGCCCAGUGACUACAAGAGCUCUUUGUGAAACAGAGUGUCCACUCUUUGUGUGCAGCCUGAUCUGAUGUCCUGUGAGAACAGAAUAAAGAUUGACCCUGGUUGAAGUUUGGCAAGCUUUCUUGCCCAGACUAUGCCAUCAUCACAUUGAGAGUGAUUUGCUGGGUUUAAGAUGGGGCCAAAGCCAGCACAGACAGCAUGGUCUCCCACACCCCUCUCCUUGCAAACCCCUCUGGAGCACUGUGAGAUGGAGAAACGGGGGUGAUGCUUAGUGGUGGGGAAUGCCAGUAAAUGAACGUCCAGGACUGUUUUGUUUUAGAGCAACUCAACUCUGGAAACAUGUGAAAUACUCUGCUGUGAAACUUGACUUGUGUUUUCACACUAGAUGUGAUUGUUGGACGAGAGCAGCCUGCCACACUGUGUGCAUUCUAUGUAGCAGACCACAGGGGAAUGUCCUGUCCCUGUCACUGUCCGUCUGACCUUAGCUUCUGAUUCAUAACUCACACUCAGGGAUGUUCCUUUCACUAUGCCCAAAUUGGCAGAGUCUGGUAGUAGGAAGUGUCAAGUGACCAGGACACACAUAGUCCAGCAGGACCCAGUCUGGGUUGCCACAACUCGUGUCUUCUCAACAGAGACCUGUGUUCUCAUCAUCCAGGGUCUGUGUGUUCUGGACAGUGACUGGCAAUAUGAAGUCCUACAGGGAUGGUUUGGUUCCUUCAGAUGGCUCUCUGAGCUGCCUUGCAAGAACUGCGUCUGGGACCAAUUGAGUUCCUAUGGCCUAAAGUUGAGAGACAUCCUAGAAUCCUUAGGAGACCCUAUUUUUUUUUUUUGCAUCAGCUUGAAUAUGAGUCUUGAAUGCUAUGCCCUAGAUUAGUGUUCUUUAGUGUUCUAGUGGAAUAGAGUUCCAAGAUAGGAAGUUCUGGGGUCAUUGUUGUCAGCUGCAUAAGUCCACAUUGUCACAAAGACCACAUUGGUUCUGUCUCCAGAGAAUCAGCCACUCAGUGAAUCUUCUGUAUGUUAUUACCCACAAUCUCAGGCAAGCAGCCAGCACCAGAGGAAACUGUUCUCUCUGCCACUGCACCCUUUCACAGCCCCACUGAUGAUGAUAACUCAUGUCUUCCCAGAACCCACACCACAAUCACCAGUCACUGUGGGCUUAAUGAUUCAUGUGACCAUGGCCAUUUCUCCCUCCUUGUGGGAUGAGAUACAGCAUAUAUGGAACAAUUUGUUCAGGGACCUUGCAUUCAGGGUCCACCCAUAUUCAUAGCAGAGCCCAUGUGUGGUGUGUUCUUGACCUGCUCAUUACUUUAACGUGUGAUCCAUGAGAAUGAAAUUUAAAUAUUGCUUUCUUACCAGAAUAGGUUCCUUAUUACACAGAAUUGAUUGUUAACUGAGAUUUAAAUAUUUUUCAGUUAACUGGAAUAAAGCUCAUUCUUCUUUUGUCAGAGCCCCAAGCUACAACUCCCAUCCUGGGCAUACAGUGUUAUCCAUGGCUCCUAAGAACCAGUCAGUUGUGACUAUGUUCAUCCUACAAAGCUUCAUGGAUGACCCCUGGAUCCAGGAUGCUCUCUUCUGCUUCUUCUUUACCUUGUUCAUGGUGGCCAUAGUUGGCAAUGGCCUGAUUAUCACAGUCAUCCACAGAAGUCCCAGCCUCCACACACCCAUGUAUUUCUUCCUAGUUAACCUUGCCCUGAUGGAUGUGAUCUGCACUGUGACUGUCCUACCCAAGGUUCUGCAGAGCCUGGUGACCGAGAACACCAUAUCUUAUGGGGGAUGUCUCAUACAGAUGUUCAUCUUCACUUGGGUCCUGAGCUCUGAGCUUCUGCUCUUCUCUGCUAUGGCCUAUGACCGCUAUCUUGCAAUCUGCCAGCCAUUGCACUAUGGAACCCUCAUGAGUGGCAGGGUCUGUGUGGCCCUUGCAACCUUUGUGUGGUUUACAGGGGCUCUCAAUGCCUUGGUGCUCACUUGUCUAGUGUUGCCACUGUCCUUCUGUGGUCCCAAUCUCAUCAAACACUUCUUCUGUGAGAUCCCUUCUGUGCUCAUGCUGUCCUGCAGCCCCACCUUUAUCAACGACAUCAUGACUGUCAUUGCAGACAUGUUUUUGUCUGGCUUGAACUUCCUCUUGACCAUGACAUCCUAUGGCUUCAUCAUUGCCAGCAUCCUGCGCAUCCGCUCAGCUGAAGGCAAGAAGCAUGCCUUUUCCACCUGCUCUGCCCACCUGAUUGUGGUCACCCUUUAUUACUCCACUGUACUAUACACUUACGUCCGGCCAGCCCUAGGAACUGCUGGUGUGUUGGACAAGGCUAUUACUGCUCUGUACACCACUGUGACUCCAACUUUGAACCCCCUGAUUUAUACCCUGAGAAACAAGGAAUUCAAAACAUCCUUUAAAAAACUUCAGUUUCGACAUUGACUACUUUGAGCUUCAAAAGGAACUCUGGAAGAAGUGGUCAAGGAGUAUGAAAGCUCAUUUAAGCCUUUAUUUAGGCAUCUCCUGGUUCUGGGGGAUACAGGUCAAGUUAUGACCUGAGCUAAGAAAUACAAUACUUUCUACCAGAUAAUACUGAUUUCUAGUCUUUCAAAUGUUUUAGAUAACUUUAACCAUUUCUAGUUUGUUCAUAGAAAAAUAUGCUUAUAAGUUCAAUGUUAUUAAAUGUUAAAGUAUUUCUAUAAUUCAUUGAAUCAAAUCUAGGUAAAUCUUUAGUCUUUUCAUGAACCUCACUUGAUAAUUUUUGAUACUCUGUAGGGCCAAGAGUGAAUGGCUAAAGAGACAGAGAAUAAUGAACUCUGCCCACACUUGUUCUUGGCAUUUGCCUGUUUUAUUUUUAUAGUUUUCAUCUUUCUUACUCUUAUAUCACAGCUUUCCCUGGUGCUUGGUUCAUCCCCAGUUUGAGGGAAGAAAAUCCUCACAGAGCAUCUGAGUUAUGGGCUGACUCUGAGAGCCUUUGAAAAUGGAAGCUUCAGUCCCACCCGGUCUUUCAGUCCCAAAGAAACACACAGAGGUUUAUAUUAACUAUAAACUGUCCUCUUAGCUCAGGCUCAUUAUUAACUAGCUUUUGCCACAUAAAUUAUCUCAUAAUUGUUAUAAUUCUUAUCUAUGUUUAACCACGUAUCUUGGUUCCUUUCAUCAGUGAGGCAUUCUUAUCUUGCUUCCUCUGCAUCUAGGUAGUAACUGACUAUCUUUUCUCAGACAAAAAUAAACAUCUGAAUAAGUCACAGUGCAUUUAAAAAUAUACGUAGGCUUGGGAGAGAGAGAAAAAACAAAGAGUAUCAACAGUUACAAAAAGAAGUAAAUAGUUUUAAAAAAUAAAACAAAGUUUUUAAAGAGACAGUACAUAGAUUGACAGAGUAAAGACAAUAAAUAUUAAAAAUUUAUAGAGAAAAGCCACGUAAAGAUGAAAAUAUGCAGAGACUCUGGAUUAUGUAUACUAUUAGAUUUUCUUUAAAAUUUUCAACUGCACAGAGACAUUUGAUCCCAGGGGCUGCUAAGCUAA
Molecule: messenger RNA, 3772 nt
Organism: Alexandromys fortis (reed vole)
Lineage: Eukaryota; Metazoa; Chordata; Mammalia; Rodentia; Cricetidae
Product: olfactory receptor 13G1-like
Exons: 1
Coding region: 1768-2691 (307 amino acids)
Biological process (GO): G protein-coupled receptor signaling pathway
Cellular component (GO): membrane
Molecular function (GO): olfactory receptor activity; G protein-coupled receptor activity; odorant binding
Source: RefSeq, a predicted model, not a curated record